This is a messenger RNA of Xyrauchen texanus (razorback sucker), 1826 nucleotides long. RefSeq lists its product as uncharacterized. The transcript has 8 exons. Lineage: Eukaryota; Metazoa; Chordata; Actinopteri; Cypriniformes; Catostomidae. Bases 186 to 1529 code for a protein of 447 amino acids. Gene Ontology annotation, molecular function: NADP binding; N,N-dimethylaniline monooxygenase activity; flavin adenine dinucleotide binding. The record is from RefSeq and is a predicted model, not a curated record.
UUGAGCUGCCUGUGUCGCAGCUGGAAAGAUUCCAGUCCGUCUCCGUUAUAACCUAAUUAAACGAGCAACAGUCAUUGACUUUGAGAGACGGACAGACCCCAGUACUGGUCACUCGAAGACAGCUGUAGGUACCAACUUGCAAAAUAGUGUCCACUUUAUAUAUUAUAUCUAGAUUUAGCAUUAGGAUGGCUGGUAUUGGCAAGCUGCGCGUCGCUGUCAUCGGGGCUGGUGCUGCGGGACUGUGCGCGGCCCGUCAUCUUCUCUCCCGUCCCGACACCUUUGCACCACCUGUAGUGUUCGAGCUCACCAAGAACGUUGGAGGGACAUGGGUCUAUGAGGAAAGAGUGGGAUAUUACGACAAUGGUUUACCUAUCCACAGCAGCAUGUACAGGGACCUCAGAACCAAUAUUCCCAAGGAGGUGAUGUCUUUCCCUGACUUUCCUUUCGCAAAGCAUCUUCCCUCUUUUGUCCAUCACACAGAGGUGCGGAAGUACCUUGAGCAGUACUGUGAUCAUUUUCGUCUGUGGGACCACAUAAAGUUUGGCACCACGGUGGCCUUGGUGACUCCAGUAGAAGUAAAGGGUGGUUGGAAUGGACUGGCUUGGAAUGUCACUUCCAAUGAUGGCCUAGACCAUUGCAAAUCCAUUACAGAGAGAUUCGAUGCUGUUAUGGUGUGUAAUGGACAUUUCUAUGACCCUUACAUCCCUGCAAUACCUGGACUGGAAAAAUUCAAAGGGACUCUGAUGCACAGUCAUAAUUACCGUAGUGCUGAACCUUUGGUGGGAAAGUCAGUGGUGCUACUGGGAGCUGGUCUCUCUGGAUUAGAUAUUGCAAUGGAGCUCUCCAGUGUUGACGCUAAAGUUAUUCUUAGUCAUGGACAGCGCCCUUUGACCUGCCCUCUUCCUCCAGGAGUCCAGCAGGCUCCUCCGGUAACCUCUGUACUAGAUGAUGGCUCUCUAGAGUUCAAAGAUGGGGAGAAGGCCAAGCCAGAGGUGUUUUUGUUCUGCACAGGCUACAACUUCACUUUCCCUUUCCUGGAUGACAAAGUGGGUGUAAGAGUCCAGGAGCACCUGGUCUGGCCACUCUAUAAAUUCCUAAUACCUCCGGCCUACCCAUCACUCUUUAUAGUGGGUAUCUGCAGAGCUAUAUGCCCCUUCCCACAUUUCCAUGUUCAGACUCAGUUCGUCCUGUCAGUGUUGGAUGGUUCUUUCCCUCUUCCGUCACGUCAGGAAAUGGAGAGAGACAUUGAAUUGGACAUUGCUGCCCGCUGUACCCGUGGGAUUGCCACCCGCCAUAUCCUUAAACUGGAUUCUGAGCAGUGGGCCUACAACGAUGAGCUUGCCCACCUGGGAGGAUUCCAACCCCUCCCACGUUAUUGGAGCAACCUUUAUGAAUCCAACAAGGUGUUCCGCGCGCGAGACAUGCUCAAUUACAAAACCUACAACUACACUGUCUCUGAUGACAUGGAGUGGAAUGUGCAGGAUUUGCAUGGCAAGCAGUUGAAGAAACCUCUGGCUAUUAAAAAAUGAUUCCAGGCUGUGAUGGGAAAAUACCCCAUUAUUUCAGGUGCUAGCAAGCAUGUGCCAAUGUAGCAAGUAAAAUUAGGAUAUUAACAAAUUGUUCAUUAUUCUGACUACCGUAAUAUGUUUUCCAGAUUUAAAAAUUUCUAACCAUACUUUUUUAUUUGUAUUUUUUAUAAAAAGCUAAGUUGUCCCAUACAAAAAUUAUUAAUGAAAUAAUUUGGUUCUAUUACAAAUAAUAUGUUUCUGGUCUUAUUAUUUGUAACAAGCGCACAAUAAAAAAUGCAUGUAAAAAAAUAAAUGAAC